AUGCAACCAGCCCCGGGAGUCUCAGCGCCGAAACCGCUCUUCUUCAUGGAGCGACUGGGGCGACUGGUCUCACUAUACCGCCCACCGAAGAUAGAGAAAUCUAGUUCCAGCUCUACGAACAAACAACCGCGGCUCAUCAUCGUUGCUAGCUGGACAGAUGCCAGAGAUGUUCAUAUAGCCAAGUACAUCGUCAAAUACCAGGCGUUGUAUCCCAGAGCCCAGAUUCUGCUCCUCAAGAAUACGACAGCAGAGAUCUAUAGAACAUCACGGAUCGGGCCAGCCAUGAAAGCUGCGAUUCCUGUUAUUCGUGACGUCCACCCGCCAGGAACAUUGCCCUCGUCGCCCGAGGUCUUGAUUCACCUCUUUUCCAACGGUGGCUCCGGCAGCAUUGCCAAUCUCUAUGAACAGUUCGCCGCUUCAGCGGGUCCUGGCGAGCAUUUUCCCCGACAUGCCAUGAUUCUUGAUUCCAGCCCGAGUGUCUACAGUGUUGGCCAUGCGGUGACGUUCGUGAGCCUCGGCAUGUCGCCAUUCCAGCGGAUAGUAGCUACACCUUUCCUCUACAUCUGGGCUAUCGGAUGGUCCGUCUUAGUUGCCUUGGGCCUUGUGACCACGUCGGGUGACUGGGCAAAGGCUCAUAACAAUAAGCCUGUCGAGACUGAGGCCCACCGCGUAUACAUCUACAGCGGUACCGAUGUGUUGAUUGACGACAAAGGCGUCGAGAGCCAUGCGGCCGAUGCCGAGGCGAAGGGAUUCUCUGUUAAACUAGAGAGAUUUGAGAACUCGGCUCACGUGGCACAUGCCAGAACAGACGAGCAUCGGUAUUGGGAGAUUGUGAAGAAAACGUGGAGUGGAUUUUCUUGA
Messenger RNA from Clonostachys byssicola, 861 nucleotides. The record is from the annotation of a GenBank genome assembly. NCBI's taxonomy places the organism in Eukaryota, Fungi, Ascomycota, Sordariomycetes, Hypocreales, Bionectriaceae.